Messenger RNA from Dacryopinax primogenitus, 177 nucleotides. RefSeq lists its product as uncharacterized. Gene Ontology annotation, biological process: intracellular copper ion homeostasis; intracellular iron ion homeostasis; positive regulation of transcription by RNA polymerase II. The annotation marks the transcript as partial. Gene Ontology annotation, molecular function: DNA-binding transcription factor activity, RNA polymerase II-specific; RNA polymerase II cis-regulatory region sequence-specific DNA binding; copper ion binding. The transcript has a single exon. Gene Ontology annotation, cellular component: nucleus. The record is from RefSeq and is a predicted model, not a curated record. Lineage: Eukaryota; Fungi; Basidiomycota; Dacrymycetes; Dacrymycetales; Dacrymycetaceae.
UACUACAGCGCAACUUGCAUCAAAGGCCAUCGAUCGGCCAACUGCGCUCACAACACCCGGCCACUAUUUGAGGUGAAGCGUAAAGGUCGUCCGCAGACACAGUGCGAACGAUGCCGCCAGCGACGGAAGCGGGAUCGAUCGCAUGUCCGUUGCGACUGUCUAACGAAGCUCGAGAAU